CACAGCCCAUUUAAAAGAAUGAUAACGCCGAGUCUGUGAAGCAUUUUUCAGCACUCCCUUCUCCCAACCCCAAAAAAAAAAAACAAAAGAAUCUCUAAGCAAUUUUUUUUUUUUUUUCUUGGUAAAAAAGAGAGUAUAAAAUCUCAGAGAGUAGUAGUAGUAAUAUGAGCUUCUUCUCCUACCAAAACCUCCGAUCACUGUACUAGAUUUGUUUUACAAUGGAGAGCACCGAUUCUUCCGGUGGUCCUCCACCGCCGCAACCUAACCUUCCUCCAGGUUUCCGCUUUCACCCAACCGACGAAGAGCUUGUGGUUCACUACCUCAAACGCAAAGCUGCUUCCGCUCCUUUACCUGUCGCUAUCAUCGCCGAGGUCGAUCUCUAUAAAUUCGAUCCAUGGGAGCUUCCUGCUAAAGCUUCCUUUGGAGAGCAAGAAUGGUACUUCUUCAGUCCUCGAGAUCGGAAGUAUCCAAACGGAGCAAGACCGAACAGAGCCGCCACCUCAGGAUACUGGAAAGCAACCGGUACAGAUAAACCGGUUCUUGCUUCCGACGGUAACCAAAAAGUCGGUGUGAAGAAGGCACUCGUCUUCUACAGUGGUAAACCACCAAAAGGCGUUAAAAGUGAUUGGAUCAUGCAUGAGUAUCGUCUCAUCGAAAACAAACUCAACAAUCGACCACCUGGUUGUGACUUCGGCAACAAGAAAAACUCACUCAGACUUGAUGAUUGGGUGUUAUGUAGAAUCUACAAGAAGAACAACGCAGGUCGACAUGUGGAUAACGAUAAGGAUCACGAUAUGAUUGAUUACAUUUUCAGGAAGAUUCCUCCGUCUUUGUCAAUGGCGGCUGCUGCUACUGGACUCCACCACCAUCACCAUAAUGUCUCAAGAUCGAUGAACUUCUUCCCUGGGAAGUUUUCCGGCGGUGGUUACGGUAUUUACUCCGACGGUAAUACGAAUUUAUACGAAGGUGGUGGCAUGAUCAACAACAACAUGGGUACCGACUCAGUCCCGAUGAUGAUGAUGCCGAAUCAGAAACGAGCUCUUCCUGUGCCGUAUUGGCCUGUAGCGGAGGAGGAGCAGGACGCAUCUCCUAGCAAGCGGUUUCACGGUGGUGGAGAUUGUUCGAACAUGUCUUCUUCGAUGAUGGAAGAGACUCCACCAAUGAUGCAACAACAAGGUGGUGGUGUGUUAGGAGAUGGAUUAUUCAGAACGACGCCGUACCAGUUACCCGGUCUAAACUGGUACCCUUCUUAAAUCAAAAUAUGUGUUCUUAGCCGCCGGUGUGAAGAAAUUUUUUCCGAUUGGUGGGGGUUAUUUAAAUUUUAUAUAAAUUUGAGAUUUGUGUAUAUGUUUUGGGGUAAAUUUAAAAUUGGUCAUAGGGGUUAGAGAAAGGAGAUUAUUUAGAGAGGCGGAGAAGUACUGAGGCAACAUAUACAAGAAACAUAGGAUUUUUAUUCUUAAGAAAACGAUUACUGUUUCUUAAUUGUUAUUAUUAAAUGUAUAAAUUAUAUACUUAGAUGUUUUUUAUAUAUAGAUAUAUUGUAUUGAUGCAUAUAAUUCUCUCAGUGAUAUUUUGAGAUUGUAUUUUCUUGUAAAGGAGAUGAUUUAAGAAAAAGAAAAAAAAUAGUUGUGUAAAGUGUAAACUGUGUUAUUUCUUCACAUAUGCUAUA
Camelina sativa (false flax) is the source of this 1669-nucleotide messenger RNA. RefSeq names its product NAC transcription factor 56. The record is from RefSeq and is a predicted model, not a curated record. Lineage: Eukaryota; Viridiplantae; Streptophyta; Magnoliopsida; Brassicales; Brassicaceae. Gene Ontology annotation, molecular function: DNA binding. Gene Ontology annotation, biological process: regulation of DNA-templated transcription; system development.